Messenger RNA from Lottia gigantea (owl limpet), 2589 nucleotides. RefSeq lists its product as hypothetical. The coding region runs from base 1 to 2589 and encodes 862 amino acids. The transcript has 18 exons. Gene Ontology annotation, biological process: telomere maintenance. The record is from RefSeq and is a predicted model, not a curated record. NCBI's taxonomy places the organism in Eukaryota, Metazoa, Mollusca, Gastropoda, Lottiidae. Gene Ontology annotation, cellular component: nucleus.
AUGAAAUGGGAAAAGAUAUGUUUUAGUUUAUUAAUACACCCUUCUUGUAAAAAAAUUUCUGGUGAAUUAAAGAAGUUAUUCAAUAACAAUGAACAGUUUGUUUUAAAAGUCUGGUGCUUUCUUGUCAAGUAUUUUGGCGAGGAACUACAUCAAGGAAGUUUUAUUAACAGUCUGUUACCACUAGUUGAAAUGGGCUUUAAAACUUUAGAGCCUGAUGUUAAACUCAUGUCUUUCAAAGCCUGGAAGGAAUUGAUUAAUAAUUUUGCCAUGAAUCCAAGUAAGUAUGCAUUUGCAAGAGAGAAGUUUGAAACAUGGAUAUAUUACAUCUGUAAAUUAGGUGUUAAAGCAUCAGUUAAUUUUGAUCAGGUUGUGGUGCCAUUGUUACAAUUCUGUACUGGUGGUAAUAAGUUAAAUACCUCAACAUCAUUCAUAUCCACACCAACUACACCUAGAUUUGGUGUUAAAAACACCCCCAUUUCAAUAGUUAGUCCUACGACACCUAGAUUGAGUAUUACAUCAACACCAUCACAGUUACCUACCUUUAAAACUCUCCAGUUGAAAGGAGUAGAAAUACUUGCACAAAUCCUUGGCAUGUCUAACUACAACUACACUACAGGUGAGCUUUCAAAUGUAACUAUGCCUGAUAUUAUAUCCAGUCCUAUGUUCUUCCUGAAACAGUCAAGCGUUUUAAUCUCCUGUUUAAGAGAGUUAGUUAUGAGCCUUGGCAAUGAAAUACCAGAAGAUCUUUUGCUAGCAACCUGGAGUGCUCUAGUUGGACAUGUUAAUGUAGCUGUGGAUAUCACACCUAAAUCAGAUCAUAGAGAAAUGUUCUCUUAUUUUCUUAGCCAGUUUCAGUUUAUAGCUCUAGUAGAAAAUAUCGCGCAUUUACUGCUGAGGAUGUUUGAUUCAGUAUGUAAUAUACCAUUAAAAGUUUUAUCAUCUAAUGUAUAUAGUGUAGGUAUGGGACAUAAUAUUGAUGUAUUCUUUCAGGGAACGCCUGCUUUGUUUUUAUGUGAAAUUUUACUCUCACCCAUAUUAAUGCAGUCUUUAGCUCAAAAUGAAAGGUAUAUGACUAUAUAUGGUAAACUAGUAAAUUGUGGUUUUACUAUAACUACUGGUACCCUACAGUUUAGUCAGAGUGUAGUAGAUAUCAUAGACAGACACAGUCAGUAUUUACCUAAUAUAGAGUCACUGUGGAGGUUGUGGAGCGUCAUAGCCAAUAGACUUUUAGAACAUAUUAUCAAGACUAGUGAAAUUAAUCAAGGAGAUUCACUGGAGUAUGAUUUUACCUGUUUAUAUACAGCUCUUAUAUUACCUAUUAAACAUAAAAUAGGUUCAAAAGUUUCACAGGCUGUAUGUAAGUCAGUAAUGAAGACUUGGUCAGAUCUCUACAGAUGUUUCAGUAGACAAGCUGCAUUAGUCACUACAGCUGAGGAUAAUGUGGUUUGUGAAGAUUUCUGCUCUCGUAUUAUUAACAGUCUAUCAACAGAAGAAUUUAAGCCCAGCUUGAUUGACUUCAUAGUACAAGUUUUACUAGUGGUGCUAGAUUGUGUUAAUUUCUCAGCAUUAUCUGGUGCUACAGCCUUUAAUCUAACAGGAAGUUUCAGUCCUGGUAAACGUUGGAUGAAACAUAAACAGAAACCACUAGAAAAUCUCCACUCCUUCCUCCAUUUAUUCACCGAUUUGUUAAAUAACUCAAUAGAUAUAGCUGAACAUACUCUCUCUGUUACAGUUGCCAUCAAUGGUUUAGUGGAUAUAGUAACAACAAUGGUUACCCAUACCACUAAUUCUAAUAUUAUCUCUAAUAUGUUUCAUAAAAUAGCAGAACCAGUAUCACGACUUUAUAGUUCUAGUACUAAUAAAAAUGGUACUAAAUUAUACACAUCUGCAUUCUAUCAAAAGUUAGAGAAGUUAUGGUUAGAUAUAUCCACUUGUUUACAAAGUCGAUAUACCAGUAUAUAUGAUUCAGACUUCCUAGCAAAAAUAUCAACUUUAUUAGAGGCAACUUUCUUACACCCUAGACGGCCUAUUAAAAAUCAAACUAUACUGUUCUGGAAUACUACAUUCAGCAAGUCUUCUACAUUGACUUAUCCUGAUAAUCUCAAAAAGGUACUGGUUAAAGUAAAAGAAAAGACACCAAUAAAUUUACCAGGAUGGGUAAAUGUAGAAACAACUAUUAUAGAUGAUACACCUGUUAGCCAGUCUCAGUUCAGUCAGGUAAAUAUAGAAACAACUAUUAUAGAUGAUACACCUGUUAGCCAGUCUCAGUUCAGUCAGGUAAAUAUAGAAACAACUAUUAUAGAUGAUACACCUGUUAGCCAGUCACAGUUCAGUCAGGUAAAUAUAGAAACAACUAUUAUAGAUGAUACAUCUGUAAGCCAGUCUCAGUUCAGUCAGGUAAUUAUAGAAACAACUAUUAUAGAUGAUACACCUGUUAGCCAGUCUCAGUUCAGACAGGUAAAUAUAGAAACAAUUAUUAUAGAUGAUACACCUGUUAGCCAGUCACAGUUCAGUCAGGUAAAUAUAGAAACAACUAUUAUAGAUGAUACACCUGUUAGCCAGUCUCAGUUCAGUCAGGUAAAUAUAUAA